UGUAGAAAUUGUAAACAAAACAAAAUUUUGUAAUUGUUUAUAAGUUUCCAUUCCGUGUACAAAAAAAUUGUAUUGUUACUAUUUAAAUAUAGUUUAAUUGACGUUCUAAUGGACGGGGCGUAUACAGAUAAAUAUUCAUUCGUUGGUGAAUGGUAUGAUAAUCAGGCAAGCCUGGUACGCCGGUUCAAUGUGUUUUAUUAUCCUACUGAUGAUACCAUUGAAAUAUAUGACUUAAAAAAUAGAAAAACUUUCGUGAGACGAGUUAAAGUAGAUGGAAUUGCUUUGGAGAAUUUCUAUAUUGGAUGUACACUAUACAUUUUAGGCCGUUUAAUAAAAAUAGUUGACUUUGCUUGUGAAGCUACUAAAAGGAAGUUGCAUAAGGACAUGCAAGUCACAUUUGCUAUGAUCAAACCAGUACCAACCAAUGUGGUGGGUAAAAUAAUAACACAUUUCUACGAACAUGGACUCAGAGUGACCAAGAUGAAGAAAGCAAUACUCACUGCUGAUGAUAUUAAUAUAAUUUAUGCCACUCAGGUCACAGACCCAACAUUUCCAUUUUUGUUAGAUUUUCUUACGGGUCAGUUGGUAUAUGGAUUAGAGCUGGUUGGGAAGGAUGCACUAACAGUUUGUUUUAAUAUUCUUGGAGAUAAAGAUCCAACAAAAGCUGCCCCAGGUACUAUAAGAGCCCUGUAUGGAACUGAUCCAGUACGAAACUGUGUGCAUAUUUCACCUAGUAAAGACGCUGCAGUACAGGACAUUGAAUAUUUUUUUCCACCACCCCCACUUCGUUCUGUACGGCUACGACUGACGGCAACAUUGUCCAAUUGCACAUUAUGUAUAGUGAAACCACAUGCCAUUCGGGAAGGCAAACUGGGGACCGCCUUGGAAGUCAUUGACGAAGGUGGAUUUGAUGUUACGGCACUAAAUAUGUUCAUUGUUGAGAAUAUCAAUGCUGCCGAGUUUUAUGAGGUGUAUAAGGGAAUUGUACCAGAAUAUAAGGGCAUGGUGGAAGAGCUAUCUAGUGGACCGUGUGUCGCCAUGGAGAUAGUUGCUAAAGAUAAAACCGUGAACAGUGCUGUUGAGUUUAGAAAACUAGUCGGACCUUCGGAUCCUGAUAUAGCGAGACUACUGCGACCUCAUACAUUAAGAGCAAAGCUAGGAAAAACCAAGGUCCAGAAUGCAAUACACUGUAGUGAUUUGCCCGAAGAUGGGUUAUUAGAAGUUGAAUAUUUCUUCAAAAUAUUAGACUUAUAAAGUCCUCUUAAUAAAAUACAAGACUGACUAAUUAUUACUUUUAAUUAU
Achroia grisella is the source of this 1302-nucleotide messenger RNA. RefSeq names its product nucleoside diphosphate kinase 7 (gene nmdyn-D7). The transcript has 7 exons. Gene Ontology annotation, molecular function: nucleoside diphosphate kinase activity. Bases 109 to 1254 code for a protein of 381 amino acids. Lineage: Eukaryota; Metazoa; Arthropoda; Insecta; Lepidoptera; Pyralidae. Gene Ontology annotation, biological process: CTP biosynthetic process; GTP biosynthetic process; UTP biosynthetic process. The record is from RefSeq and is a predicted model, not a curated record. Gene Ontology annotation, cellular component: centrosome.